Messenger RNA from Penicillium verhagenii, 360 nucleotides. RefSeq lists its product as uncharacterized. The coding region runs from base 1 to 360 and encodes 119 amino acids. The transcript has a single exon. The record is from RefSeq and is a predicted model, not a curated record. NCBI's taxonomy places the organism in Eukaryota, Fungi, Ascomycota, Eurotiomycetes, Eurotiales, Aspergillaceae.
AUGAAUCCCACUCCAAAGCAGAUCCUCGAUAUUGAGGAUGCUCUAGUCACUGAUGAUAACCCACCGCGUUAUAUCAACGACGGUACUCUCGACUAUGAGCGAUGCGCUAGACUACACAAUUACCUGGUCGCGUACGACUGGAUGGCUCGCCACAGAACAGAUACGCCUAAACUAGAUGCGCUAGCUCGCGAAAAGUGGUUUUGGGCUGAAUCAAAUGAAGGUAUACAAGCCACUCGUGAGCGUCUUAUUCCGUCACUCAAUUCGUUCCUAGAUUUGAUAUACGACCCUGAGCCUGAAUUCUUCUACUGGGUCGGGGGUCUUAUAAUGAGUUUUGAAGACGGAAUUCUACCCUAUGAAUAG